Molecule: messenger RNA, 716 nt
Organism: Scleropages formosus (Asian bonytongue)
Lineage: Eukaryota; Metazoa; Chordata; Actinopteri; Osteoglossiformes; Osteoglossidae
Product: TRAF3-interacting protein 1-like
Exons: 2
Source: RefSeq, a predicted model, not a curated record
CCCACCCGCCCUCCUUCUUCCUCCACUGCUCUCUCACUCUCUGGGUGAAAUUUAAAGGGUCUCCGGGAGUGUAGCUCUGGGACGGGGGGAGGUGAGAUGAUGGGGGGGUGUGUUUGAUGUGGUAAGGUUUGGCGCAGAGAGCGGCCGGCGUACUCCGGGUACGAGUGCACGUACACGUACGCAGCGGGCUGAGGGUUCAUUGCCUGAGUUUGAUGGAGAAUGAGUGGUGUGAAGAAAAGAGUGAGAAAGAGAGGAUGGUGGAAAAAAAGGGAAGAGCGAUGGAGAGAAGACAGUGAAAAAUAUGGACAUGGGAAAGACAACUAGAGAACAGCAGGGAGAAAAGAGAGGGACAAGGAAUGAAUGGAGGGAUGGAUAGGAAGGUGAGGGAGAGAGAAAUGGAGAAGAAAGGUAGUGAAAAGGUGGAAUGAGAAAAGGGAAAGAGGGAUGGAAAAAAAAGGAAAAAAGAAAAUAGUGAGACAAAGAGAGGGAAUGCAAAGACAGGGACAGGGGUGGGGACAAGAGAGAGACAAGAAGACUGGGACAAGGAUGGCGAAAGUGAGGGACGAGGAGACGCACUGCGAACGGAGAGUAAAGAAGAGACAAGGAGAGAAAAAGCAAGAGAAAGGGAGAAGGGCAGAGACAAAAGAGAAAGGGGACGUAGAAGAGAGGAACGAGUGAAAGAGAUGGACAGUGAGAAGAGAGGAAAAAGGAGGGAG